AUGGCUGCGACAACUAUGUUCCAGUGUUUCCUCAGUCGUCAAAUGGAUGAGCCGGAACCAAUCAUUACUUCUUUCACAUUCAUUAUAUCCAGCGGGACUGUUUAUGAGGAUAUUUUCCGUCGUCAAACAAAAUUGGUCAGACGUAUUGAAAAAAUGUGCAACUGCAAGAUCACCUUGAGCCAGCCGCGAACGUCAACCGGUCCUUUGAUCGGAUAUCAUCAGGUUGAAGUUAAAUACGAUCUCAGUCAUGAAGGUCAUCGGGCUUUCAUUGCAUAUCUACAACGAAUCGGACGACUGAUGAGGGGUGUACGAGGCUCGUGUGAGAAUUAUCAAGUGGUGAAUACAACGUUUCUUUGA
This is a messenger RNA of Echinostoma caproni, 357 nucleotides long. The record is from the annotation of a GenBank genome assembly. Lineage: Eukaryota; Metazoa; Platyhelminthes; Trematoda; Plagiorchiida; Echinostomatidae.